AAUGUUGAAAUUAAGCGUCUCUUCCUGAGUGAUUUCCUAUUGAAUCUGUCUGUCCAUCUCCAGUCCCAUGAGGAUGAAACAGCUCGGAGGCUCCUGCCAUCUUUCCAGUAUUUUUGCAAGAUGUUUCCUGAUCACUUUUCCAUAGACCUAUCAAAGACAAAGGCCUCCCUUCUCCUGGAAGUGCUGAAACUCCAGACCCAGAAGAGACCAGUAGAGCUGAGAGGCUGGUCAGAUGAAGAGAGUGAAGUGAGGAGUUUCCUUCAGUGUCUGCCCUACAUCUCACACCUCAGCUUCCAUCGGGUAACUCUGCGUUACCCGCCAAAUGCAGAAGCUGUCCAGUUCCUGGUGAACCUCAGUGUGGCAGCAGCUGAGUGGGACUCCACCUCAGGAGGAAGAUUGUCUGAGUGUCUGUCCUCUGCAUGCAGCCACAGCAGCUUCCCUUUUGAUGAUGAGGGGGACCAUUACAGGAAGUGUCUAUUCCUGAGUGAUUUCCUAUUGAGUCUGUGUGUCCAUCUCCAGUCCCAUGAGGGUGAAACAGCUCGGAGGCUCCUGUCAUCUUUCCAGUAUUUUUGCAAGAUGCUUCCAGGUCACUUUUCCAUAGACCUGUCAAAGACAAAGGCCUCCCUUCUCCUGGAAGUGCUGAAACUCCAGACCCAGAAGAGACCAGUAGAGCUGAGAGGCUGGUCAGAUGAAGAGAGUGAAGUGAGGAGUUUCCUUCAGUGUCUGCCCUACAUCUCACAGCUCAGCAGCAACUGUCCAGUUCCUGGUGAACCUCAGUGUGGCAGCAGCUGA
Molecule: messenger RNA, 792 nt
Organism: Engraulis encrasicolus (European anchovy)
Lineage: Eukaryota; Metazoa; Chordata; Actinopteri; Clupeiformes; Engraulidae
Exons: 3
Coding region: 121-792 (223 amino acids)
Source: RefSeq, a predicted model, not a curated record